This is a messenger RNA of Aspergillus wentii DTO 134E9, 1050 nucleotides long. RefSeq lists its product as uncharacterized. Gene Ontology annotation, molecular function: DNA-binding transcription factor activity. The record is from RefSeq and is a predicted model, not a curated record. The transcript has 4 exons. Bases 1 to 1050 code for a protein of 349 amino acids. Gene Ontology annotation, biological process: regulation of DNA-templated transcription. Lineage: Eukaryota; Fungi; Ascomycota; Eurotiomycetes; Eurotiales; Aspergillaceae.
AUGGCAAGUCAUCUUGCUAAAGAAAGGAAACGUGCCGCCGAUCGCGAAGCUCAGCGACAAAACCGAGCCCGAACAAAGGCCUACAUCACGCAUCUGGAAAAAACAGUCCAAGACCUUUCAGGACAAGGGCAAGACCAACUGGGCCAGCGGUUGAUUGGACAGCAAGAAAGAAUCAGCCAAUUGGAAGAAACACUGCAGAAGAUAGAUCAUUUGAUUCAUGGGAAUGGUGCGACAGAUUCCCAUCUGCUAUCGUCUGGCUCUAGUCAAACACGCGGGGUUGAUAUCGUCACCGAACAAGCUUCUGCCCAGCCGCCCCCAAAUGACUUCUUUGGGAUAGACCUCGUCUGCUCUGAUCGCGAGAGGAAUUUCCUUGAAGUAAUAGGAAGCGCAUUUACCAUGGUCCAAGGCUGUUCCUCGUUGGUCUUAGGGCCGCUGGCUGCGAUGCCCGCCUGCGAUGAUGACUUUUGCAUACGCGCCGUUGUAGACGGCUGGAAGUCCGUAACGACCAAGUACCAUGCUGAUGUGGUCUGGAGGCUUCUCCAAGCGGUCGAUGAGGGACUAUUCUAUCGCAGCAGUCCCGUCACGAGAAUUGCUUUGCUGCGCAUUAUGAGGGCCAUGCUACUGCAACGAAUGGAUGUUCUUCGUGAGCCUUGUGGGAUUCCAGAUUACAUGCUGGCCAGUCCCAUUCAAAAUGGCACUCUCCACCAACCAUUCCUAGACUUUGUCCCAUGGCCUCAUGUUCGAGACCACUGGAUUCAAAGCGGAAUCGGAUACGGAUCAGAAAGCUGCGCAGCCUUGUUUGCCACCAGGUUUCGCUUCCAGUGGCCGUUUGACCUACGAGAUGUUUUUCGGAGAACAGUUUCUACCGACCAGUUGUCGUUUUCCCAUGAAUUUCAGAGUCGAUACGAUGAUGUCAACAGCUGGAAACUCGACGUAGACGAAGAUUCGAAGCGCUGGGAAGAGACAUAUUCUACGCUUGCGCUACCAAUUGAGGAGACAUUGGAGCUAUUUCACCACCAAAACACAGGUUCAUUUACCUUGAAUCUUUGA